CUUCAACACAUAACGUCUUCUACAAUAUGACACCUGAUUGGUGGGACCCAACGUGUGCGGAGCUAUCUCCAGCCAUUAUUUACUUACUCAAUAUUAUUUCUUCUUCCUUGUGUCUGUAACGUCGGCCUUUUUCUGCUACUGAGGCUAAUCACCGACGCAGGUGAGCACACUACCCCCAACCGGAAAUUUUGUCGAAUCCUCUGGUGUUCCAACCAGAGGUAGGGAUCUUUAACGAGUCCAACAUCCAUGGCCUCGGGCCGCCGGCAUAACGUCCCCUCCGAAGGACGGCAUAUCCGUACCAUAUUUUGUGCUCAUUGAUAUGGUAGCUGUAGCUAUGAUAUGCUAUUUCAUCAUUUUACAGAUGUACGGUACGGGCUUACCCGGCGUUUCCUCGAAUGGUCACCCAUCCAAGUACUAACCGCGCACGACACUGCUUCACAUCAGUUCAGAUAUCGAACGGCUAGUGCCAGUAGUGCCUUACCUGAGAAGCUAGGGCGAUGCCCCAUUCUAUUACUGUCUCGAUCCACCAGACAUCAGACGUCACAGAACAAGAACAUUGGCCUAAGCGUCAGUAGCGUCACUACUUACUUCGUUCUUUGUUUCAAAACUUUCGAAAAAGUUUUAAAAUUUUCAGCUGCCAACGGUUUCCUUUUGUUUUGUUUACUUUGUCCGUUAGUCCGUUUUGAAUGUUUUGAUUUGAAAGGCUUUAAAGUAGUUUAAAGAGAUAGUUAUGGAUUCUGCCUAAUUAGUGUCGCCGUACAUAGAUGUGUUAUUUCGGUGAUAAUAUCAAGAUAAUUAAGCAGUUUUGAGACUAGGAACUGUGAUAAAAAAACGUUUUCCUUGACUGCUUAUUAGAUUUGUCAGUCAUGGGAUUAUCAGCUAGCAAAAUUGGCAAACACGUUUCUGAAGAAGAAUUUCAUGAAGGAAGUGUUCCAACAACACCAAUUUUGACUCCAAAAAUUGAAAAAAUCAGCAAUAUUUUAGAUCCUCGCUCUCCAAGUGCCAACAUAUCAAGAACUCCCCUAGAGAUAUUGACUGCUGCUGCAAAAAGGCUUCAGAAUUUUGAAGAAAAUCAACCUAUUGAGAAUGUCAACAAUGAUACUCCCCUUAGGUCAAAACCAUGUUUGUUAGAAAUAGACCCAAGAUCCCCAACUACUGACUUCACAAGAACUCCAAUUAUACUGAAUGUAAAUGAAAAGUCCUUACCUAGGCUGCUUCACAAUAAAAAUUUAGAUAAAGUUAGGCUGGCAGAAAUUAACAUGCCAUUAUCAUCUAGUAAUAAUGAGUCUACUGUUACUAAAACUGAGGAUUCCUUGAUGCUGCCACAAACAAAAUCUCCAAUACUACUAGAGAGUAGCCCUAUAAAAUAUAAAACAGAUCCAUAUAGGCUAGCCUAUAGGAGAAAAUCCUUUGUUGGAUUACUGGAAACUAACAUUGAUUUUACUGAAACUGACUUAGAUGUUGUGAUGCAAACAAAAUGCACAAUGAUUCAAGAAGGAGAUAAUUCUUCACCAUUUGAAAAUGAACCAAAUGAUGAAAAUCUAGAUGCUCUGAGAGUUAUGAAAGCUGAUCAUGAAGAAUUGAGUAAUGAACUAGCUGUUAUUAGCAGUGCUUCUGCAAGCCAAAUUGAAACUAAUAAGGAAACUUUGAAUGAUGACAUUGUUCCUGAUAAAAUUGAUUGUGAACAGAGGGACUUACAGAAUUUGUCACUUGAUGAUGAAAGCUUCGAACCUAAAAAAAUUGUAAAUUGUAUGAAUAUUCAAAGUUCCCAAGAAAAAGAACUGAAUGUAGACACUGCAUCCAGGGACAAAACUGAAGAUUUGAUUGUUCAAAUUGCAAAUGAGAGUAAAUCUGCCCCAAUGUCACCACCAAGUCCAAUUUUGGUUACUAAAGAGUCUAAAUCAGCUCCAGUAUCACCUCCUACAGUUAACAUAACUGCAACCAUCAAAGAACUUGACCAGAAACUGACAAAUCUGAUUUAUGAAGAUGAUAUAAUAGUGUGCCCAAGGAUAGUCAAAUUGAAAGAGCCUAUAGAAAGGUCACCCUUGAAAAAUCGAAAUGGUAGUGAACCUCUUAGAUCACAAAAAUUGAAAGUCAGUGAUAAACCAAGGAAGUCUGACUAUGUUGUCAGCAAGAUUCCAAUUUUUAAAGAAAAGGGAAGAAAAGAAAUCCAGUGUGAGAACACUCCUCCUAGAAUGUUGGAGAUGAAAAAAGGCAAAUUGAAGAAAUGUAAUUGGGACAAUACUGAUACAACUUUAUAUUUGUAAGUUUUUAAAUUUUGUGUUUCUUCAUUGUUUCAAAUGUAGUGCAUCCCAUUUAGUUGAGAUUGCCAGGUUUCACCCUGUUGUUACUGAAGAUAGAGCCUUAUAGUUUUCAACUCCCUGUCCUACUUUUAUGGAAGCUCAAGAUGACCUUAUCAGAUUUUCAAUAACUUUCUGUUUAUGCAAUUUUGGAAAUGUAUACCAUUUGAACACUUCUAUUUCUAAGAAUUUAUCCAAAAUAAUGUUGUACUAAGAACUACUUCUAACAGAGAAUUUUGCACAAAAUCCAAUUGCCUACUCAAUAUUUUUUCAGGUAUGGUUUAGUAGAUAUGACACAAACUUAUAUAGUUUUCAAUGGAACACAUUUUUUCCUUUGAAAUAAUGUAAAAUACUUUAUCCAUAUGAUCUCCAGAAAUGCUAAAAAAACACUAAUACAUUAUAUUAUGAUGAAUGUGCUAGUGGGAUGUGAAUUUUCUAUUUGAAAGAAUUAUCAAUUGAAGAAUUCUCAUUAGUGAUUUUUUUAUAGAUUAGGCAUGGAAAUAAUACUAACACUUAUUCAUUUAUGUGCAUUAUAAAAUGUAGGUACCUAAAAGCAACAAAUAGAUAAUGAUACAUAGUUCAUAAUACAUUUGGGAAAUAGAACAAGUCCUUAUUAAUGUGCUGAAUGUAUCCAGUUAUUUCCAAAAACACAUGAUAGUCCUUUGAAUUGAACUUGUAAAAUUCAUUGACCACCAGCAAAAAUUCAGCAUAGUUUAAUGUUUAAGUGUUUUUCCAGCAUUUCUGGAAAUUCUAGGUAUAAACUACCUAGGUGUUUUAUAUCUUUUCAAAGAGAAAAAAUAACCAAUUCAAGGAAAUGAUAAAAUACAGGGUGUUUCUUUGAAAUACAUAUAAGUUUGUGUCAUAAUAUCUCCAAAACCACACCAUGAAAAAUAAAAAAGAACGCCACUGAAUUCUGCACAUAAUUGCUGUUAGAUGUAGUAAAUGAAAACUCUUAUACAAAAGCUGAUUACUAGUACACCAUCUUGACUUCUAGACAUCUUGACAAAAAGUGAGAACAGAAAAUGGAAACCACAAAGUUCUAUCUUUACAAACAACCCAGAAAACUGGCAGUCUCAAAGUCUCAACCAAAAUGGAAUGCACUGUUCACUAGUUCAAAUUAUUUCUAUAAAUACUUGCCCUAAAACUGUUUAUAGUAUCAUCAAUAGGUUAAUUUUUGUAAAAUAAAUUAUUUUGAAAGAAGAUUUCUAUCAUGAUAAUAUCAGGUGAUAAGACAAAUUUCCUAUCCACAUUGUCAUUUAUUAUGAAAUGAUAUAUUAUGAUUCCACCAUGGCCAUACCAAAAGUUACUUACUUAUAUCAAUUUCAUGAGUUAGACACACUGUGAAACAUUAAUAAGUAUUUUGUUUGAGCUUAAAUUAAAAAGAAAUAAUAGGCAAGAUUCCUAUUCCAUCAUCAUUAAAAUCAGAAAAUUGUGAAUUCUAAAAAUAUAAUAACAUAGGGUAAAUGCACCAGUCAUGACCAAUUAACUAAUAUUUUGAUCUCAACUUUAUGUGUUGAUGAUAAUUUUUUCGAAAGAUUGAACUGUCUUAAUGUAU
Phaedon cochleariae (mustard beetle) is the source of this 3855-nucleotide messenger RNA. The record is from the annotation of a GenBank genome assembly. NCBI's taxonomy places the organism in Eukaryota, Metazoa, Arthropoda, Insecta, Coleoptera, Chrysomelidae.